Messenger RNA from Paraglomus brasilianum, 304 nucleotides. NCBI's taxonomy places the organism in Eukaryota, Fungi, Glomeromycota, Glomeromycetes, Paraglomerales, Paraglomeraceae. The record is from the annotation of a GenBank genome assembly.
AGACACUUGUAGAAGGAAACAUUCCAGUUAAAGCGUUAAUUGAUACAACAUCUAAAUCCAAUACCAUUAGCAAGAGCUUGUUCGAUAAGCUUGAAUUGAUCGGUGAAGAAAUAAAAGGCUUAGGAUUAGAUUGGUUAUGGAUGCGCAAAGCAGAAAUAAGCUUUGAAUAUCCUCCCAAAAUUUAUACUCGUCGUGCUAGGAUUGUAAUAGAUGAUAUGGGUAUUCCAUUAAUCGAAGAAAAUAACAGGCCCACAGGCGACUCUUCGAGUCAUAACGCCAGCCCCACUAAAAAUGACCCACCUAG